Messenger RNA from Musca domestica (house fly), 1056 nucleotides. RefSeq lists its product as uncharacterized. Gene Ontology annotation, molecular function: RNA polymerase II cis-regulatory region sequence-specific DNA binding; DNA-binding transcription factor activity, RNA polymerase II-specific; protein dimerization activity. Bases 13 to 1056 code for a protein of 347 amino acids. Lineage: Eukaryota; Metazoa; Arthropoda; Insecta; Diptera; Muscidae. The record is from RefSeq and is a predicted model, not a curated record. Gene Ontology annotation, biological process: regulation of transcription by RNA polymerase II. The transcript has 2 exons.
UAUAUUCUCAUCAUGGCCUGGUCUGAAAGUGAUGAAAGGCCUGGUAAGGUUUCCACCGAAUUGGAAAGUGCAAAGAUGGAAUCCCCAUCACCCAAAAAGGAGGUCCUGGGGACCUCAAGUGUUACUGGACGUGGCAAACCCCCAGCCUUGAUAAAUAACCAAGGUCAUUUAAAUCCAAAAUUGGAAAAUUUAUCCGAUGGCGAGCUGUCGGAUUUUUCCCUCAAUGAUACCGAGGAGGAUGAAGAAGAGUUUCGGAAUUGUGUGCUGCUCAAUGGGGCCGGAAGUGAAGGUUCCUCCAUUGGCCGCACUCCAAAUAUUUCACCCAGAAAUGGUAUUCCCAUGUCGAAUGGUGGCUCACCGCCACCCCUAUCCUCCAGCUCCCUGAUUCCCUCCGGCCCAGAAGUCUUUGAUAAAAAUGGCUUCCCCUUGGUGCGCAAAGUCUUCACCAACACCCGGGAACGCUGGCGUCAACAAAACGUGUCCAGUGCCUUUGCUGAGCUCAGGAAACUGGUACCCACCCAUCCUCCGGAUAAGAAGCUUUCGAAAAAUGAGAUCCUCAGAUCCGCCAUCAAAUACAUUAAACUUUUAACACGGGUCCUGGAAUGGCAAAAGGAGCAGGAUGAAAAAUAUCAGCAGGAGGAAAAUGAGCCAAACAACAAUAAUCAUGCGACUCCGGCGAUACUCAAUGGUCACCUAAAUGGAAAUGGGACCAAACGUUCUCUCAACACUUAUUUAAGCGUUCCGGCGCCAGUCCCACCUCCGGCGGGUAAUAAUUUGCUGAUGAUUGCCCCAAUGCCGUCGUUGGUAAAUCAUUUCAUAAAAACCGAAUUGGCCGAUGUCCCCGAAUCCUCAAUGGCAGCGGGACGCCAAAAUGGUUCGUCAUCGGGGGUCAUACCACAACCUCUUCCUUUAGUAAAUGGCCGGAACUCUGGUAAAAUUUUGAAAAGUUAUAAACGUAAGUCUACGGAGGAUAUGACCAACAAGGAGGACAGGAAACGGAAGAAGGACAUGGGAACUAAUGGAGGUAUUUCAUCUUCCGGCGGGAAGCGGAUUUAA